AUGGACAAGGCUUGGAGCCACACGAAAAAUCUCGACCUCCAGCUUCAAAGAAGUAAAGCUUUGUCUGGGGAAAGUGACAAUAGCGGGCUUAUCGCUCUCGUUUCCCACCUCGGCCAUGGUCGGCCGCUCGGUUUGAGAAGAACCGGCGCCUUGCUCCAAGGAGGUGGCGCCGCUGCUGCCGCCAUUCUUUUUCUUCAGUGGGAAGGGAAGUUUAAGGUUCGAGAGAAGAAGCAAUAUGGGGUUCUUUUCCUGCUCUUCAAUAUGCACAGCGUUUUUCGCCUCUUCCAGUUCCAUUUUUGGUCUCUAAUUUGCUUUUUUCCGUCGGCUGAGGCUCUGAAUUUGUUUGUAGGUUGUGUUUUGGCGUUUUGGUUGGGUAAUACAACUCAAUUAGAGUAA
Messenger RNA from Striga asiatica, 396 nucleotides. The record is from the annotation of a GenBank genome assembly. Lineage: Eukaryota; Viridiplantae; Streptophyta; Magnoliopsida; Lamiales; Orobanchaceae.